AUGGGGGGCACCCAGCUGACUCGGUCUGAAGCCAAAACAUCCUCAAAUCCUCGACUGGACUCUGGAGAUGAGCUGAACCUGCAGCCCAUCUCGGCUCCAGUAGACGUCUGUGAGAUCUCAGCUCUGAACACAGAAGUGAAGGAGAAGCUGAACACAGACUCGGAGCUGUCAGAGAAGAUCCAUGCGGUUCCGAUCCACCGGCGUCCCGACCUGCUGCUUCCCUGCGCCGACCUGGUCAACUCCGAGUGGCAGCGGAGUCAGGCCGCCCGGGUUCACUCCCUCCAGAAGUCCUGCUCAGAGUUCCCCGUCUGCCUGGUGCUGCUGCAGGGCCGCAGGGGGUCGGAGAGGCUGCUGGGCCACGCCCGGCUGUCCCGGGUCGUGGGUCACGGCGGCAGCCUGUUUGUGGAGUCGGUGGUCGUGUCCCAGCUGGAGCGAGGGAAGGGCUACGGCCGGACGCUGAUGGAGGAGACGGAGCGCUACGCCAAGAGCCGAGGCUUCAGGCGCCUCUGCCUGACCACCCACGACAAGCAGCACUUCUACGCCCACCUCGGCUACGUCCUGUCCACGCCGGUGCAGAACGCCGGCGCCAUGACGGCGUUCGUUCCCAUGGAGACGCUUCUGAGGUUCUCCAGGAUGCCGAGCGAACAAACAAAGACAGACGCUCGAGUAGGGACGGGGAGCAGGGACUCUGGAGGAGGCUGUGUUGUAGGGCCACCUCCACCUUCUAGCUUAGCUCCUCCUCCUCCUCCUCCUCCUCCUCCUCCUCCCCCUCCCUCCUCCAUCCCUGCGCCUCCCCCACCUCCUCCCCCCUCCGCCCCUCCUCCUCCUCAGUCUGUGGAGCAGCUCGUGGUUCAGACUCUGACUGAAACUCCCUACAGAGACGCCAAAGGAGUUCCCAUCUACUGGAUGCACAAGGACAUCUGACAGUCGGACACACUUAGAGAUACAAUCACCCACUUUAACACACACUCAGAUCAAACACACACACACACACACACAUGCUGCUUUCAGACACACAGAGAACCAAACAGACACACAACGGUGCUAGCAAACCAAAGACGAACACUCAUCCUCAGUGUAGACUUCACCCUCUGGAGGUUUUGUGCAACAUUUUUCGCCACACCUGUGAACAUAACUUGAUGUUUGAAGUCUUUUUAAACUGCAAAUUGAUCUUGUGCUGCCAGUGGAGUGUGUAACUCGUGCACCAUGUGUUCCUGUACGUCAUCAGUGUGGCAGCGAGUAAAGUAUGAUGACCUGAAACUCAGAAAAAGUAGAUCUGAAAGGUGUUUUAGGUGUUUCAGAUUGUUUGCACUGAGCCGGUCCUUGAACCCCUCAUCGUUGGUGUGAUGCUGAAACUUGAAGCCUCCAGUGCAGCGAAGGACUUCUCAGGCCGUAGAUUCUUGUGUGCAGCAGUUAGACUAAUGGAAUAUUUGCAUAUUCAAAGUUUGAGGGUUUUGUCACAGACACAGAGGAGUCAUUCUAAACCAGUGAACCAAACUGUUGUGUCAGAAAGUCCACAUCAUAAGUAAAUAUUCAAAGCACUUCAUGUCUUGGAAGAUGUCUGGAGGUGGGAUCACGACCACAGUGAUGCUGGUUUUAUUUAAUCCAGUUGACUGUAUGUGAAUUGAUGAAAGUGAAACACCUCAGAAAUCAACAUCCAGUCUUCAUGUGCUGCUGGUAUUUAAUUCUGUGACGCUGUGAUGUGAAGCAGGAGCUCUGAUCGUGCCUUGUUCAACCACCAGACGACUGAUGCCUUAUUGGAUUUUUAACGAUUUGUUACAGAAAAAGAUGGUUGAAAAAUGAUGGAAAUAAAGAGAAUUUAGUUAUAAA
Molecule: messenger RNA, 1830 nt
Organism: Stegastes partitus (bicolor damselfish)
Lineage: Eukaryota; Metazoa; Chordata; Actinopteri; Pomacentridae
Gene: naa80
Product: N-alpha-acetyltransferase 80, NatH catalytic subunit
Exons: 2
Coding region: 1-924 (307 amino acids)
Biological process (GO): protein acetylation
Cellular component (GO): cytoplasm
Molecular function (GO): N-acetyltransferase activity; acetyl-CoA binding
Source: RefSeq, a predicted model, not a curated record